This is a messenger RNA of Anguilla anguilla (European eel), 3565 nucleotides long. RefSeq names its product serine/threonine-protein kinase BRSK2-like. Gene Ontology annotation, cellular component: cytoplasm. The transcript has 20 exons. The record is from RefSeq and is a predicted model, not a curated record. NCBI's taxonomy places the organism in Eukaryota, Metazoa, Chordata, Actinopteri, Anguilliformes, Anguillidae. Bases 336 to 2594 code for a protein of 752 amino acids. Gene Ontology annotation, biological process: protein phosphorylation; intracellular signal transduction; microtubule cytoskeleton organization. Gene Ontology annotation, molecular function: protein serine/threonine kinase activity; tau-protein kinase activity; ATP binding.
GGUCCUCCUUCAGUGUACCGUGCUCUGCAAGCUGCGCUCUCUGGCGGCUCCACAGCACCGACGCUAGCAGAGAGAAGCCGCGCAUGAUCCCGAAACACAAUGCUGUUUGGGUCUUAGAGCGCCUCUGUUCAUCCGCAAAGGAGAAAAAGAACAGGGAAAAAUCUACCUACACGUACUGCGAGCGAGAGAGGCACACCGACCGCAGGAAACGUCAAAUCUGGGAAAUAAAUUAAAUAAUUGUUGGACGAGCAGAGAACAAGAAAGGAUUGCGUUAUUUUUGCGUUAUUAACAGCACUUAGGUUGUACAGCAAUCUUUAUUUUCUUCAACCUUAAAAAUGUCAUCGUCUGGUAAAGACAACAGCGGUGCUCAUGCUAAUUACGUGGGACCAUAUCGUUUGGAGAAGACGCUCGGGAAAGGACAGACAGGUCUGGUGAAGCUGGGCAUCCACUGUGUCACAUGUCAGAAAGUUGCAAUAAAGAUUGUCAACCGGGAGAAACUCAGUGAAUCUGUUUUAAUGAAGGUGGAGCGGGAGAUUGCCAUUCUGAAGCUCAUCGAACACCCUCACGUUUUAAAGUUGCACGAUGUCUACGAAAAUAAGAAGUACUUGUACCUGGUUCUAGAACACGUGUCCGGAGGAGAGCUUUUCGACUACCUGGUGAAGAAGGGGAGGCUGACGCCCAAGGAGGCGCGGAAGUUCUUUCGGCAGAUCAUAUCGGCGCUGGACUUCUGCCACAGUCACUCCAUAUGCCACAGGGACCUGAAGCCAGAGAACCUGCUGUUAGACGAGAAGAACAACAUCAGGAUAGCGGACUUUGGCAUGGCGUCCCUGCAGGUUGGGGACAGCCUGCUGGAGACCAGCUGCGGAUCUCCUCACUACGCCUGUCCAGAGGUCAUUCGGGGGGAGAAGUAUGACGGCCGUAAAGCUGACGUGUGGAGCUGUGGGGUCAUUCUCUUCGCACUCUUAGUGGGCGCCCUGCCGUUCGACGACGACAACCUGAGGAACCUUCUGGAAAAAGUGAAGCUGGGCGUGUUCCACAUGCCGCACUUCAUCCCGCCCGACUGUCAGAGCCUGCUGCGGGGGAUGAUUGAGGUGGACGCCGGCAAGAGGCUCACGUUAGAGCAGAUCCAGAAGCAUGUGUGGUACAUAGGGGGCAAGAAUGAGCCGGAGCCAGAGCAGCCCAUCCCGCGGAAGGUGGCCAUCCGCACCCUGCCCUCAGCGGAAGACAUCGACCCUGACGUGCUGGAGAGCAUGCACUCACUCGGCUGCUUCCGUGACAAAAACAAACUGAUGAAGGACCUGCUGUCGGAUGAUGACAACCAGGAAAAGAUGAUUUACUUCCUGCUCCUGGAUCGAAAGGAGAGGUACCCAAGCCACGAGGACCAGAACCUCCCACCUCGUAAUGACAUAGAUCCCCCCAGGAAGCGUGUGGACUCUCCCAUGCUCAACAGGCAUGGCAAGAGGAGGCCGGAGCGCAAGUCCAUGGAGGUUCUGAGCGUGACGGACGGGGGCUCCCCGGUGCCCGUACGCCGGGCCAUCGAUAUGGCGCAGCAUGGACAGAGCUGUAAUAAGACUGUGUUCAGUAAAAGCUUGGAAAUCUCUGACGCCAAUUCCAAAUACAGCAAAGAAGAAAGGUCACGGUCCAUCAGCGGAGCCUCCUCUGGCCUCUCUACCAGCCCCCUGAGCAGCCCUCGGGUGACCCCCCAUCCCUCCCCCAGGGGGAGCCCCCUCCCCACUCCCAAGGGAACUCCUGCGCACACGCCCAAAGAGAGCCCGGCGGGCACGCCCAACCCCACGCCGCCCCCCAGCCCCUCCAUCGGGGGCGUGCCCUGGAGGACGCGCCUGCACUCCAUCAAGAACAGCUUCCUGGGAUCCCCACGCUUCCACCGCAGGAAACUGCAAGUUCCUACACAAGAGGAAAUGUCCAGUCUCACACCAGAGUCUUCCCCCGAACUUGCCAAAAAAUCCUGGUUUGGUAAUUUCAUCAGCCUGGAGAAAGAGGAGCAGAUCUUUGUGGUCAUCAAGGACAAGCCUUUGAGUUCCAUCAAAGCGGACAUCGUGCACGCCUUCCUCUCCAUCCCCAGCCUCAGUCACAGUGUGAUCUCACAGACGAGUUUCCGGGCAGAGUACAAGUCCACCGCCGGGCCCACGGUGUUCCAGAAGCCCGUCAAGUUCCAGGUGGACAUCACCUACACCGAGACCACAGCUGCCCAGAAGGAGAACGGCAUCUACUCGGUCACCUUCACGCUGCUUUCAGGUCCGAGCCGACGCUUCAAGCGGGUGGUGGAGACGAUUCAGGCGCAGUUGUUAAGCACACACGACCAGCCCAGCGUACAACAGCUGUCUGGCAGCCCGUUGAGUAACUUCUUUGACGUAAUUAAACAACUUUUUGCAGACGAGAAGAACGGCCAGGUGCCCCACCCGCCCGGCACACCCGCCACGCCCAACAAACACCCCGCAAACAGCAGGAGGCAUGAACCAGAGGCCAAUGACUUGGGCCCUAAAGGGGACUCUAAUUGCCAAUUGGGCCGAGACAAAGCAAAGAUGGUGGCAUCUGUUGGCGACACAGGAGGAAGCUUAAAAACAGAGUUAUAACUAGAUUAAAACGACCCCUUCCUAAAAUAACCCCUUCCUCGUAGCACAUGUGCAGAAAAGCUUGUGGCGUCCACUGCUUCAUUGUAAAUAUUAAAACUACUUUUUGGAAAUUGUGUAUAGACAUACUUUUGUAUGAUGGAAUGACUGUAUAUAAAAUAUAAAUGAACUUAAUAUUUUACGAGCUGCACAUGCUGGCACACACCAGUCCUGUCCCUUCUCCUUCCCCUCCUCCUGUUCCCUGUUUCCCAGUCCAAAAAAAGAAAAACCCAAACAUUUCUACCCAGGUGUUUUUGUAUUUUUGUCUCUCGCGCUGCUCAUCUGUGUGGUGACCUGCAUUGUCUCCAGCAGGAAUAAUCCAGAGCACCUGUUAAGCUCCGCCUCCUGCCCUGCCCCGCCCCCGGAGUGUGGGAUGGAUAUUUGUUGACAGAGGAACUUUUUGAGGCGAGAAAGCGAUUUACCAUGGAGACAGACCCUUCAUCCUGACUUGAUACCCCAACCACCCCAACCAGUGCUCCUCCAGAAUGAAGUCCCAGCUGUUUCUACCCUUUCCAAACCCUGCACCCCCCCCCUCCCAAUAUGAACUAUAAGCUAUGACAAAACUGAGGAACUAGAGAAAAGCCUUAAAACAACAAUGUCCAUCUCUCCCUCUUGCAGACAUGCUCUCCAUCUCUUCCCCCAUCUUGCACUCACGCGCACGCAGUCGCAUGCACACACACACACACACACACACACACACACACACAUGCACACGCACAAAUCUCUGGGAUUUAAUAACAAAAAGAACAAAAUCUGGAAUCCAUAAGAGGACAAAUGGGGGAGGUGUCUAUGGGAGGCUUAUGGCUGAUAUGGACGCUUUAUGGAUUGUAUUGUUUUCUUUUUAAUGUGGACUCUCUCUCUAAAUGACUGGGUUUAAAAUGUACUGGCUCGAUGCCUAUGCUGCAAGUGGACUGGAAUCCAUUUUUCAGAGUCUG